This is a messenger RNA of Moesziomyces antarcticus, 945 nucleotides long. RefSeq lists its product as uncharacterized. The transcript has a single exon. The record is from RefSeq and is a predicted model, not a curated record. Bases 1 to 945 code for a protein of 314 amino acids. Lineage: Eukaryota; Fungi; Basidiomycota; Ustilaginomycetes; Ustilaginales; Ustilaginaceae.
AUGAAGCUGGACCACAACCCUUUCGGCGCCCUGCGCGCCAAGUCGCGCUCGUUGCGGCGCAAGAACGACCGCACGCGCAUCUACGCCUCGUCUACGGUCGCAUGCGACGGCGGCAUGGUGUCGCCCAAGCUUGCCCACGGACGUCUGUCGCACGAGGAUCUCACGGCGCAUGGAGCGUCACGCACCUCGAGUGUGGAUAGCUUUGGCCUCAGUCACCACACGCAUCUGCACCACGCCGAUUACGCCACCAACAGCGCUGUGCUGUUAGGGGAUGACAAGGAGCUGCACGACCCCAACUUUGUGCGCCACAACUGGGAGAUGAUGACGGGCGAAGCGUUGCCGGACAACCAGCUGCACUUUGGGCGAUCGGCGUCGCCGCGUCUGACGAGUCGACGCAGCACGUUUUCGUCGCGCACCAAUAGCUCGCGGCCGUCUUCGCGAUCGGGGAGCGAGACGGGCGGACACCACACGCCGGCAUUCGGUCCGGGCAUGAGUGCCUUUUCGGGUCUGUCGAGCUAUUCGCAAGCGGGCCGGAGCAACCCGCGCUCGUCGUCUACACGCGGCUUGCAGGUGGAGGGAUCCAUCCUGCGCGAUGAAGAGGCCAUGUUGAGCGACGACGACAGCAGCGACGACGAUGACUUCAGGGACGACAUGUUCCCCGCCUACCGCCUGCCGACGUCGCGACGCGCGAGUCCGAGCCAGCUGGCUCCGCCCUCGCCGCGCACGCUGCUGCAUGCGUCGCUGUCCGGAAGCAGCAACCCGCCUUCACCCGUGCCAUCGCACGCCGCCUCGAUGGAGCAGCAGCAGGCCGCAGCCGCUUUCCACCGUCGCCGACACUGGACCGUCGCCGAGGGCAGUCAGGCGUACAACGCCUCCAGCGCCGCACACGUGCUCAAUGCCAACUCGAACAAGUUCAAAGAACGUAGUUUCUCCCAACCCGCCUAG